AUGAAUGCGGGGAGCCAGUCGUCAAACCAUUUUCACAGACCCAUUUCCCCUCCCUCUUCUCUCAUUUCCCCCCCUUCCCUCUUUCUUUUCCACCACUACUCCUCCUCAUACCCCCCUUCUCUCCCUCCUAUUUUCCGCCCUUCCUCCUCUGAUUUCCCCCCCCCCUGCUUCCUCGAUGUUUCCCCCACUGCUCCUCCACACAUCCCCCCUCUUCUCCCUCUCAUUUCCCCUUUAUCCAUCUCUGCUUCCCCUCGUUCCCCCCUCUCCUUCCCCUUGUUUCCCCCUCUGCUCCCCCUCGUUUCCCCCCCCCUUCCCCUUAUUUCCCCCUCCCCUUCCCCUCGUUACCCCCUCUCUUUCCCCUUAUUUCCCCCUCUGCUUCCCCUCGUUCCACCCUCUCCUUUCCCUUAUUUCCCCCUCUGCUUCCCCUCGUUCCCCCCUCUCCCCCUUAUUUCCCCCCCUGCUCCCCCUCGUUCCCCCAUCUCAUUCCCCUUAUUUCCCCCUCUGCUUCCACUCGUUCCCGCCUCUCCUUCCCCUUGUAUCUCCCUCUGCUUCCCCUCUUCCACCCUCUCCUUCCCCUUAUUUCUCUCUCUGCUUCCCCUCGUUCCCCCCUCUCCUUCCCCUUAUUUUCCCCUCUGCUUCCCCUCUUUUCCCAUAUGCUUCUUCACAUAUCCGCCCUCUUCCGCCCCUCUUUUUAUCAUCUCCCCUCCCUUCCACCGCCUCACCGCAGCCUAG
Closterium sp. Naga37s-1 is the source of this 732-nucleotide messenger RNA. The record is from the annotation of a GenBank genome assembly. Lineage: Eukaryota; Viridiplantae; Streptophyta; Zygnematophyceae; Desmidiales; Closteriaceae.